AUGAAUAAGUCUAACUAUUAAUACUAUACAAAUGAUUCUAAUGAACUACUCAGAAGAGAUAGGUAAAAAGAAUAUAACAAAUUAUUAGAGACUUUAUGAUACAUUAAUAAAAAUUAGAAGAAAUAAAACGAUCCAAAAGUGCUAUUGGAUAUAGUAGAAGUAAAACAAUAAGGUUGCCAAAAUCAACAAAUAUUAAAGAUGAAUUGAUAUAGGCUGAUAUUUAUCAUAGAAAUUAAUUACUAGCCUCUAAUUUAGCAAGAAUACAUUCAAGACCAUUCUAACUCCCUCAAAAAUCACAAAAUUUUUAAGCUUUGUUAAAAUUUUCUUAAUCGAAAGAAAAAGCCAAGGAACAGACCUUCAAAAUAUUAGAUGAAAAUAUCAAUUUAUGCAAAAGAAUAUUAGAUUAACAAAGUUAGAUAGAUUUUAAAUAGAAGUUAUAAGAAUAUAAACAACAUAAAAAGAUAAAAAUAAGACUCUUAAAAGUUAAAAGAUAGUUUGAAUAAUAAGAAAAAUUAGCUGUAGAUUAGAGAUUUAAAUCAAAGUCUUUUAGUUAAGUAUAGAUGAAUAAAAUUUGA
This is a messenger RNA of Paramecium sonneborni, 575 nucleotides long. Lineage: Eukaryota; Ciliophora; Oligohymenophorea; Peniculida; Parameciidae. The record is from the annotation of a GenBank genome assembly.